This is a messenger RNA of Chenopodium quinoa (quinoa), 875 nucleotides long. RefSeq names its product jasmonate-induced protein homolog. NCBI's taxonomy places the organism in Eukaryota, Viridiplantae, Streptophyta, Magnoliopsida, Caryophyllales, Amaranthaceae. The record is from RefSeq and is a predicted model, not a curated record. The coding region runs from base 168 to 797 and encodes 209 amino acids. The transcript has 3 exons.
CUAGAUUCUUCUUGCACUAUUUUGCCACCUAUAGUACUAAUAGAUUCAUCUAAGAAUGCAUAUGUACGCAACCUUUUUCUCUUUCCCUUCAUAAAUACACAAUUGAAAACAGGUAACCAUAAACUUCACUCAUCAAUCAAUAUUGUACUUAAGGUGGUGCGACUACAAUGGCAUCGGAGCAACAAGUCCGAGGUUCAAUUCAGUUCGCGGGGAAGGUAGAGAGAGCAACAAUCGGAGAGCAGGCGAAGAAGGAAGCACAAACAAUGUUAGCCAACAACAAGGAGAAAGCGAAGGUGAGCCAAGAUGAGCUAGUUUUGGUGACAGGCGUAGUAAAGAAUCUCCAACCUUGUGGAAUUAUGCUUAAUAAGUCCCAUGAUUGGAAAGGAAAAUUUAUAGCCAAGCCUCCUGAUAAGACAAUUGGUGAGCAUGCUAGUGGUGGAUUUGUGCACCAAGGCGCCCCGUGGCAAGGGACUCUCCCGGUGGUUGUAGGGUCGAAAGGUUCGAUGAUAUAUGGUCAUAUCGAUAAUCAUGCUCCUCCCAAGCUUGGAUGGCUCUUGGCUUGGGACAAGCCUGACAACCCUAAUGAGCUUAAAAGGGUGUAUGUAGAAGCCGGGCAUCUAGUCCGGCUCAUGAAAAUGGAAUGGAAUGAAAUCGAACAAAAAUUGGAUGCAUCACGUAGUACAAGUCAUUGCUGGGACAGCGAGACUGGUGCAGUGGCAGCUGCUGAUAUUAAGGACUAUGGUGAAAAAUUGACGUUGCUUCGUGCCAGCUUUGAUCAUUCCCCUAGCAUUAAGUAAAUUGAUUUAAUUAUGUAAAUGCCUGAUGAAGAAUGUAAUAACAAUAUAACAUGCAUUAUAACAUCUAUGCUUAUCUUA